AUGUCGAGGAACCGUCUCCUGGCCGCCGGUCGCUCUCCGGGCCGUCGGCCGACCGCCGGGGGCGGGGAGGAGUCCGAUGAAGAGCUGACCGAACAGACCUCUCACCGCGUGCGGAUGCAGGCCCGUCGUACCCUGGUGCUGUGUCAGAGGUCCGACUGGGUGGCCGUCGAUCAGAGCCUGAAGAGCCUCGAGAGGGCUGCGCUGGAGGGGAGGCUCGGACCCAGCCCCCUGCAGGGCAUUGUCGAUGAGCGGGAGUUUACUCCGCUGAUGUUCGCCGCUAGGGACAACCGGCUGGCCGUCAUCGAUAAAAUGAUCGAGCUCGGGUGCGACAUCAAUCAUGUUAACCAGGAGGGGAUGACCGUUCUACAUAUGGCAGUACUGAACGGCAAAGAGGACAUGGUCAAAGCAUUGCUGAAUAAAAAGGCUGACAUCUACGCACGUGCGGAGCCGAAGCAGAUGACGUGCGUCCACCUGGCGUGCACGAGGAUCUCCGCAGUGGGGGUGCUGCGGCUCCUGCUACAGCAACUCAAAGUGGACACUGCCCGCCUCUCCGAGGACGCAGACGGUAACAUCCCGCUGUUCCUCGCCACGGAAGUAGGAGCCCUGCAGGUCUGUAAGGAGCUGCUCGGUUCAGAAGCCGAACAACAGGUCCUGUACCGGAAGAGGAGCGGUGACACGGUGCUCCACAUGGCUGCCCACCGCCGGGAUCUGGACCUGGCCAAACUGUUUAUCGAGCACGGCGCCAAGGUGAACGCUCAAAACGGAGACGGUCAGACUGCGCUGCACGUGGCGGCCGCGGAGGGCGACGAGUGCAUGGUCAAAUACCUGCACAGUCUGGAAGCGGACGCCGCCAUUCUUGACUCUCAUGACCGGACCGCUCUGCACGUCGCCGCCGAGCACGGCUACACGCUUGUCGUCGAAACCCUGGCGGACAAGUUCAAAGCUUCAAUGCUGGACCGCACAAAAGAUGGCGACACCCUGCUGCACAUCGCGGCCCGCAGCGGACACCCCGGCGCCGUGGUGGCCGCCAUCAAAAAGGGUCUGCCCCUGAGGAUGCCAAAUAAGUCUGGUAUGCGGGCCAUCCACCAGGCGGCGCUGGAGGGCCACGGUCCGGUGAUCGCCGCUCUGAUUCAGAACGGCGAACUGGUCGACACCACCUGUCGGGGAGGGCUGACGUCCCUCCAUCUGGCUGCCGGGGCGGGUCAGACGGCCGCCGUGGAGGCGCUGCUAGGCCAUGGUGCCCACAUGGAACGGAAAGCUGGCGGGUCCUCGCCCCAGGGCAUAUCGUUCAAGGCCGGCGGUCAGUCGGGGUCGGACGCGAGGCCAACACGUGCUGUUUCUGGCAUGGCGACGGUUAACGAGUGGGGAUACUGA
Molecule: messenger RNA, 1374 nt
Organism: Amphibalanus amphitrite
Lineage: Eukaryota; Metazoa; Arthropoda; Thecostraca; Balanomorpha; Balanidae
Product: receptor-interacting serine/threonine-protein kinase 4-like
Exons: 11
Coding region: 1-1374 (457 amino acids)
Biological process (GO): GPI anchor biosynthetic process
Cellular component (GO): glycosylphosphatidylinositol-N-acetylglucosaminyltransferase (GPI-GnT) complex
Molecular function (GO): protein binding
Source: RefSeq, a predicted model, not a curated record